AUUCCGAUAUUUAAAGAGAGAGACUCGGCGAGCAGCUGGGAGAGUUGUCGGACAAUAAAACGUCGGGGGUUUUUAUUUAUAAGAAAUAAACCGAUGGAUUUGAAAUUAUCUUAAGAUUUUGUAUCGAGGAGAAGAUUUUAAAAUGUUUAUAAACCAGUGCGAUUGUAAAUUCGUUUAAAUAAUUAAGAAAAAUGGAGACUGUUGAAAUUCGUAGCAUGACAGAUGCCAGAAAUGGAGAAAACUCUGAAGUACAAGAGGGAAGAGUCGAGCAAGUAUGUCGAGAAUGGUUAAUUAGAGAAGAUGGUGUACUGGCUUAUAAGUUGCAAACUGAAGAAAUUGAACAACAUUAUAAUUAUAAUAGACAUAGGAACCGUUUAGUCAGAACAGAUAUGCAAGAAGCAAAAACAGUUCAACAAAUCGAAGAUGAAGAAGCUGAUCUCCAACAGAAAUAUGAACAAAUGCUGCUAGAGCAACAAGAACGAGAUGAUGAACUUAUUGCUCAGAAACUACAAGAACAAUUGACCAAAGAAGACAUCGAAAAACAAAAACAUGUUGAGCAGGAAGAUGAGAGAUUAGCAAGGCAGCUUCAGGAAAAAGAAAAACAUAGGUUAGAAAGAAAAAGACUAGAAUGGGAACUUCGACAAGUCGAAAAAGCUCGUUGUCAACAAUCACCUACUAACAUAAAUAGGGAAAAUGAAUGCUCCACAAGAAAUGAAGUUGAAACUGUCAGUAAAUCAUUUGCUAAAACACAAAUUACUCCACCUGUGGAUUUGCUUGCCAAAGAGGAUAAAGACUCAGAUCUCUCAGAUUUCUGUUUAAAACCCCCACCAGGUCUCACAGAUGAUGAAAUGAAGAAGUUUCAAGAAGAACAAGAUGCAGAAUUGGCCAGGCUUUUGCAAGAACAAGAAACAAAAAGACGUGGACCAAAUUUUAAAGACAGACAGCUUGCUAUUGAAGCACAAGAUAGAGAAUUAGCAAGAGUGUUACAAGAGCAAGAAAGAGCAAAAGCAAAGAAAGCCAGGGAGAAGGCCCGACAAAAAGCAAUGUUACAGCAACAGCAACAACAGCAAGAGAUGGAAACAAUUGAAGAAGUUAGCAGCACUUCUCCAGAUUCGAAAGAUGGACUUGAUCAUCCAAAUUUAGACCAUAGACUUCAUCAGGAAAUGGAUAGGAGGUAUUAUGAAAAUUAUUUAUAUUUAAAUGUGCAUAAUAUCAUGAUAGUGUUCAGAAUCAUUAGAUUAGCAAGGCAGCUUCAGGAAAAAGAAAAACAUAGGUUAGAAAGAAAAAGACUAGAAUGGGAACUUCGACAAGUCGAAAAAGCUCGUUGUCAACAAUCACCUACUAACAUAAAUAGGGAAAAUGAAUGCUCCACAAGAAAUGAAGUUGAAACUGUCAGUAAAUCAUUUGCUAAAACACAAAUUACUCCACCUGUGGAUUUGCUUGCCAAAGAGGAUAAAGACUCAGAUCUCUCAGAUUUCUGUUUAAAACCCCCACCAGGUCUCACAGAUGAUGAAAUGAAGAAGUUUCAAGAAGAACAAGAUGCAGAAUUGGCCAGGCUUUUGCAAGAACAAGAAACAAAAAGACGUGGCCCAAAUUUUAAAGACAGACAGCUUGCUAUUGAAGCACAAGAUAGAGAAUUAGCAAGAGUGUUACAAGAGCAAGAAAGAGCAAAAGCAAAGAAAGCCAGGGAGAAGGCCCGACAAAAAGCAAUGUUACAGCAACAGCAACAACAGCAAGAGAUGGAAACAAUUGAAGAAGUUAGCAGCACUUCUCCAGAUUCGAAAGAUGGACUUGAUCAUCCAAAUUUAGACCAUAGACUUCAUCAGGAAAUGGAUAGGAGCUUUAUUGAUGAUGAUGAUGAAGCAUCCACUUCUGGAUUACCAAAUAAAGCUGUUCAUAACAUUGCCAUGGUAAUUGAUCCAACAUAUAAUCGUCAGAAAGCACAAAGUCUUGGAAGUCCUCAGAAUUCAUUAUGUAAUACUCCCACAUCAUCACCAAAUAGGGCUGUUCCCCAGUGUCCAGGCGAUUCUUUAAUUAACUGUGGUGUUAAUAAUGGAUAUUUUGAGUGUGGUGAAGAAGAAGAAUGUGAAGGAGCAGUUCCACCUUAUAUGCCCAUUCAAGGACAACGUAGGACAUCAUCUUUAGAUAAAGCAAAGAAAAAGAAAAAAGAAAAAGAUGGUUGUAAGACUCAGUAACAUAUUUGAUUAUGGUUACGUUUGAAAAAA
Molecule: messenger RNA, 2225 nt
Organism: Centruroides sculpturatus (bark scorpion)
Lineage: Eukaryota; Metazoa; Arthropoda; Arachnida; Scorpiones; Buthidae
Product: trichohyalin-like
Exons: 16
Coding region: 192-2195 (667 amino acids)
Source: RefSeq, a predicted model, not a curated record